Molecule: messenger RNA, 1344 nt
Organism: Pecten maximus
Lineage: Eukaryota; Metazoa; Mollusca; Bivalvia; Pectinida; Pectinidae
Product: scavenger receptor class F member 1-like
Exons: 14
Coding region: 1-1344 (447 amino acids)
Source: RefSeq, a predicted model, not a curated record
AUGGCGAAAGGAAAGAUAUCGUUAAGAAGAGAUGUGGUUCUGGUCCUGUUCGUCAUAUUUUAUGCUGUUAGAUCUGAAAAAAAUUCUCAGGACAGAUUUGCAGGAUACCAGAUUUUCGUAUCUAAUACAGCCAACAUGCCAAAAGACGGUGUCCUCUGUUACGAGGACACUAGUAGUACUAAAAGUGCGGUACAGCUGGUGAUGACACACUUGUGCCCGUAUGUAGGUCGGUAUGUAACCGUUUACAACUAUAGAAACAACCCAAAACGAUACAGCUGGUAUAGUAAUGACGCUCUUCUGGAGUUGUGUGAGGUACAGGUGUUUGGAUGUCAAGUAGGGAGAUACGGUGACGGAGACUGUGACAAUCAGUGUCCAGGGGAGUGUUAUGGCGGUAACUGUAACUCCAAAACAGCUGCCUGUUUCUAUUGCUUCACCGGAAAAUAUGGCAACCACUGUAGCUUGAAUUGUCCUACGAAUUGUAAAGACAACGUUUGUUCGAAGGACACUGGCAUUUGUUUUGAUUGUGUUCCUCAGAAGUGCGGCAUCAGAUGUGAACAGAAUUGUUCUACGAAUUGCCUGGAUAGUCUAUGUGAGAAUGUGAACGGCUACUGUUACGAAUGUAUUCCUGGGAAGUUCGGUAAUACAAGGUGUGAUCAGAACUGUCCAGAAAAUUGCAAUAAAACAUUGUGUGAAAAGACCACAGGAUACUGUUUAGAUUGCAUUCCUGGAAAACAUGGAAACACAUGUGAUCAGAACUGUCCUGGAAAUUGUAAGGAUAUGUUGUGUGAAAAGUCCACGGGAAACUGUAUUGAUUGUGUUCCUCAGCGGUACGGCAUUAAAUGUGAACAGGAAUGUUCUACAAAUUGCCAGGACCGACUGUGUGAGAAAGUCAAUGGGAGCUGUAAUGACUGUAUUCCUGGAAGGCACAGUACUAACUGUGAUCAGAGCUGUUCAGAAAAUUGUAAGGACACAUGUGAACGGGACAAUGGAUCCUGUACAGACUGUAUUCCUGGAAAGCACGGCACUAACUGUGAUCGGAACUGUCCAGGAAAUUGUAAGGACAUGCUGUGUGAACGGGACAAUGGAUCCUGUAAAGUGCGUUUGUCGCCUGUUUGUUAUGCCUACUUCGCCGCCAUGCUGGCGGAAGUGGUCUUAUUUAAUAAAGAAAAACUUAAGUCUGGUCUGAGGCCACAUGAGUCGUUAAUAGAAGCCGAAUUCAUUGAUGAUAUGUGUAUUGUGUUCCUCAGCAGUACGGCACUAGAUGUGAACAGGACUGCUCCACGAAUUGUCAGGAUCGACUUUGUAAGAAAAUCAACCGGAACUGUUUUAGUGAACCUCGCUUGA